Molecule: messenger RNA, 1654 nt
Organism: Eucalyptus grandis
Lineage: Eukaryota; Viridiplantae; Streptophyta; Magnoliopsida; Myrtales; Myrtaceae
Product: protein PSK SIMULATOR 1-like
Exons: 4
Coding region: 589-1347 (252 amino acids)
Biological process (GO): positive regulation of growth
Source: RefSeq, a predicted model, not a curated record
ACAAAAUCGUUACCAAACACGCUCUUAAUCAAUCAAACUCUUUUAUUUGGAGUUUGGCCUCUGCUAUAAGUGUCAACCAUCUGUAUGUUCUUAUAUUUACUCAUUGUUAAUUGUUGAAACGGUAUGGAAUAUUCGUGUGAUUAACAAUUACUGCAUAAUGGUAAUUAGCCUCUACAGAAUAAUCUGAUUAUCUUCCUGAAACUUGUUAAGAUGAUCUAAUAUGCUCGAUUAAUUUCUUUGCCCAAUAAACUUCUGUUUUCUGAGUAGCAUAAGAAUAUUGUGACUGGGAAAACUGUCAAAUGGCUUGAUGACAUGAAGUCUAUGAACACAAGGUCUUAGACAUGAAGGUAGAUUUUUUUUUUUUCCAUGUUUACAAACCGUUAAUUAUCAACUCCAAGUGGCUCAUAUAGAAUGACAAUGUACUAUGUACUGUUGCAAAGAAAAUAUUGGUGAAAUAGCAAGAAAAGUGCUUGAGGAAUCCAUUACUGAUUUCCUUUGGUGCUAAAGAUGGACUUGGUAUGGUCUUUUUUUGACCCAUAUAACUCCUAUUCCAAUUAGGCGGCUCAUUCGGGCUCUGUAACUCCAACAAUGAGAAAUGAAUUGUACCAAAGUCUGCCAUCAGGUAUAAAGUCAGCUAUGUGCUUAUGGUGGCGGCAAGUGCAGAUUCAGGAAGAGCCUACAAUUCCAAUUAUUAAAGCUAAAAUGGAGAAGACACUGUCGUGGCCUGCUCCACCUGCAGCUAACACAAUCAAAGCACACUAUGGCUUUGCGAAACUGGGAGAAUGGGCAAAUAUGAGGUCCAGAGUAAACAAGAGACCCACUGGCAAGGGUGACUUCAUCAGAAUCAGCACUCUAUAUCACACUGAUAAGGAGAAAACUGACCGCUACAUUGUUGAACUGCUUUUCUGGCUUCACCAGCUGGUCUGCAAGAGCAGGGCAAUGAACAAUGGAGUUAACCGUUCACUUGAUUUGACGGUUUCUUCUCUAAGCAAUGAAGAGAUCAGAUUAUCUUCUCACAGUUCGUGUAGGGAUGUAAAUAAGAGGGAGCUGAUGCGAAGCACAAGUGAGACUCCGGAAUCUGAAACAGGAAAUCCCUAUUCAUGCUAUUACCAUCAACCGUGCACAGGUACUUGUGAUUCUCCCACCAAUACAAGUCCACGGGUUUCAGUUCUGAUUCUGAAAACAUUAUCAAUGAACCUCGGCAUAGACAUGAUGACUGCAUUGGAUGUAAUUGAUGGAAUUCACGCCCCUUGGAAUUUGCGAGAAAUCACCAUGAGAAAAGCGAUAACUACAGUUUGUACAAUAAUAAGUGUACAUCUACCUCUUUUAUACUGGGACUUGAAGUGAGAUGGCGGACAGUAAGACAUCAUUUGGAUAUGUAGCGGAUGCCAAAAUGAUAUAUCACAUUGCCUGUUCGUCUUCUGAUACGGUUAGAAGAGUAUGUACGGUCUUGCAAGACCAUGUGAACAUCCAUGUUGCAUCUGACCGUAAGUGAAUGUGUUGGAUUCAAAUAGUUAUGUACGACCGUCUGCCAUGCUUUGCUUUCACAGGUCGCCCGAUUUGGGACAGUGUACGAUCCAGGUCAACCGUUCAGGUGAUGAAUGUUAGGAUACUAAGGUAAUUACAAGUCUUGUUGUAAUCUAUGCCGUGAUCG